Molecule: messenger RNA, 8542 nt
Organism: Oryzias latipes (Japanese medaka)
Lineage: Eukaryota; Metazoa; Chordata; Actinopteri; Beloniformes; Adrianichthyidae
Gene: lrrk2
Product: leucine-rich repeat kinase 2
Biological process (GO): protein phosphorylation
Molecular function (GO): protein binding; ATP binding; GTP binding
Source: RefSeq, a predicted model, not a curated record
GAUUGAAGUGCGUGGAAACAGGAACUCGCCUGUGAAGAGAGAGGAACCGCGGUCUUUUCGGAUUCUCCGAGGCCGCAAGAAGGAGGAACACGUUCUUCUCUCAGAGAAAGUGGUUCGAGGAUGAGGUCAGGGCCGGAACUCACUGAGUUACUCAGGGACCGCGUCCCCGCCCGGCUCGGCUCGGCUCACUGUCGCUGCAGGAACAUGGAGCAGCUUAGCUAACGUCUACGGCGCGGUGAGCGCGAGCUCUUCUUCGUUCGUCUUGUUCUCCGGGAAACACCGACCGACUGACCUCGACCAAUGCACUAGUACCGGGAGACUUUCAGGAGCAUGGUCGACCAGGAGGAAUUAGAAGAACGGCUGAGGAAACUUCUGGUGAGGCUGAAGUCUCCUCAGGAGGACAGGCUGAUGUCCACGCUGAUCCAGAUCAUCCAGGAUCUGCUCUCCUUGGCGCUCGAGGACUCCGCAGCUGAACUGUUUAAAGACAAAGAAGUGCACACACCUCUUAUGGUUGUGCUGUCCACAUACAUCAGCAGCAGGAGAGUCCAGCAGGUGGGCUUGUCAUUAUUCUGUCAGCUGAUAGAAAUAUGCCCCGGCACACUGGGGCAGCUAACCAGGCCGCUGCAGGCUGCCAGAGACUGGGAGGUCCUGCCUGUGCACCAGCAGAUCCUGAAGGUGCUUUCUCAGCACAGCAGAGACUGGCAUGUGACCAUGGUUGGACUUCGGGCGCUGGCUUUGCUGCUCACAUCAGAUGUGAUUCCCAUGUUGCUGCUGGAGGAGGAGGAGGAGGAGGAUGUCUUUAGCUUGGUGGUCCAGGCGAUGAAGACUUUUCCUACCAGCCAUGAAGUUCACUUUCACGGCUGUGGAGUUUUGCAGCGGCUGCUUAACACAGUCAGUGCCGCUCAUCUUGUGGAGUUUGUGGAGAACCAGGACCAUGAUGUUGUUCUUUCAGCUCUUCAAAGGUUUCCAGGAAGUCCAGGGGUGCUCCUGCAGGCCAUGAAAGUGCUUCUGCCUCUGGCUUGCACCGCCAGUAACGUGGAAGUGUUGAUGUCGGGAGGCACUCGGUGUUACAGCGCGGUCAUCGCUGCCAUGGACGCUUUUCCUGACGUGGAGGAGCUGCAGGAGGCGGCCUGCUGCCUCUUCCGGAGGUUUACUUCAGAGAGUUAUUACAACAUCUUAGUGAUCAAUGGCGUCCAGAGAGUGACAGUGAGAGCCGUCCAGAGGUUCCCCGACAACGCGGUUCUGCAGGCCGCCGCCCUCUCCUGCCUGGCUGAUCUCACUUCAACCAUCGUGCACAACAAAGAAGUGGCUGAACAGAGUCUGGAGGAAGGAGAGUCGGAAGAGAACAGAGGGACAGGAGAGGUGGAGGACAUGGGUCUGGGCUGGAUGGAAGACUGCCGCACAGCUCUGGAGCGCCAUGCUUCUGAGCCCUCGGUUCUGGAAGCUGCAUGCUGGGCCAUUCAUCACCUGCUCCUGCACAGAGCUUCUGUCAGCCAAUCAGAGGACAAGCUGGAUGACAGGACGCCUGUUCACAGACAGCUGAUGGCAGCCAUGUUGUUUCAUUCAUCCUCUCCCAGAGUGUUUAUAGCUGCUGCCAGCGCUCUCGCCACGCUGGUCUCAAACAACAGUAGAAUGAGCCCUCUGCUGCUCUCCAGUGGCCUCCAUGUUAAUUUGGUGGAGACGAUGAAGAGACAUUUAAAUUCAGCUGAAGUUUCCAUAGCUGCCUUCAAGCUGUUAAAGCUUCUCUUUCAUGGAAGGACUGCGAGUCUCGAUGAGCUGAACAUGGUCAUGGGUCAGAUCCUCAGCACCAUGAGGGAGCACAACUUCCAGCCAGACGUUCAGCUGGAGGCGCUGAAGACCAGUCUGGUCUUCCUUUGUCCAGACCGGAGUCUGAGGGAGCAUGGCAUCUCUGUGCAGGAUCCAGACAUGGCGGACGUGUCUCUGAAAGUGCUGAAAAACCAGCUGGUGGUGGAGGGGGCUCACACUCAUUUCCUGGAGGUCCUCAACCGAUUCAUUAGCUACCCGGCCAUACAGAAGAGCGGUUUGAAAUUGCUGUCUGCUUUGGGUGACUGCUCGGGUGCAGUGGACCUGUUGUGCCAGCAGGGGGCGAUAGACACAGUGCUUCAUACACUACAGAUGUUCCCAGAGGACAGAGAGAUACACUACUGGGGUCUGGCCCUGCUUAACUACGUCGUGUUCAAGAAGAAGCUGUCCAGGAUGAUCCUGCCUGUUCUGGCCUGUGUUGUGCUCACAUCGCUGAGUCAGUUCAGACAAGACUCUGAGAUGCUGCUGAAGAGUUUUCAGGUGGCUGUCAGGAUGCUGGACGCCUGCUCAGAUGCUGCUGCUGAGCUGCAAAAACGAGACUUUGACCGAGAGCUUUUCCAACAGCUCAGAAAGGAAACCGAUCAGAGCGCCACUCCGCUGUGGAAGUCGGUGUGUUUGGCUCUGUCCAAGAUGUGGAGCAACCCUGAGCUUCACUACAGCAUGCUGGAAAAAGCCUGCAUGGACGGAGACACAGUGAUGGCCGAGUGUCUGAUUGAGAUGGGCGCUGAUAUCAACAAGAAGAGCAAAGGCGAGUCUCUCAUUUACCAGGUUUGUGAGAGGGGCGGACCUUUGGAACUGGUGGAGCUCCUGCUCAGCCAUGGUGCCCAUGAGCAGCACGUCCGCAGGGCGCUGGCUGUGAGCGUGAAGAGGGCCGACAGCUCCACAGUCAUCCAGCUGCUGGGCCGUCUGGGUUUGGAUGUUAAUAACGGUGCCCUUUGUCUGGGCGGCCUCAGGCUGGGUCGACUAGAAGCUGCAUGGCUGAGCCCCCUGCUGGCAGACAGAGGCAGAAGCUUCAGUCUACGCAGCAACAACAGUAAAGGCAUGGGUUUGGCAAGGGUUAUUCAGUCUUUCCAGAGAUCUAAGAGGCUCAGCAGACUCAUGUCUGACCAGUGUCUGACCUCUGGUUACAUCUCUGACGAGAGUGAUGACUCCAGCUUCAGCCCCGUGUCCCCGGAGGACUGCUUGUUUGAUAACAUUGACCCGGAGAGUGAUGGAAGUGACUCCCUAUCACCUGCUCCUGCUCCAAGGUCAUGUAAUCAUUCAUCAGAGGAGCUGAGGGGGGGGCCUGUCAAGAGGAAGCAGGGACGUCGAAGACAUGCCAGCGCAGAGAGCGCUCAAACGGAGCAUGAAAGCAGCGAGCUCACCCACAGGAGGUAUGGCAGGUCUGGAUCCAGCCAGAAAGUUUGGGGAUCUGGUGAGAGUUCUGCUGUUCUGCUCAAAGAGAGGGAGCGGAUCCGCCUGCUGGACCUGACAGGGAAUGAGCUGGACUCUCUGUCCUGUCUGGCAGAGGACAGCUUCGUCCAGCAGCAGCUGGGGUUUCUUCUCCGCCUGGACCUCUGUCACAACAAUCUGACAGAAUUUCCCUCCACCAUCUGCCAAAAUUUGAGGAGUCUGACCCGACUGGACUUGCAGGGGAACCAGUUGAAGUCGCUGCCGGAGGGGCUGCUGGCUCUGCCCUCUUUGAGCACGCUCAACGUCUCUCGCAACUGCAUCGGCCCCACGCUCAGCUUUGACCCCGCCGUCACCUGUCCGGCUCUGAAGCACCUCAACCUCUCUUUUAACAAGAUCUCCACGUUCCCUCACCAGCUGGGCUGCAGCAUGCAGAAGCUGGAGGAGCUGUUUCUGGAAGGCAACUGCAUAACGGAGCUGUGCGUUCCUCUGUGUCUGCCAGAGAUCAAACUACUGGAUGUGAGCAGGAACAGUGUGGACAACAUUUGUCCAGACUUCUUGAGCAACUGUUGCAAACUGGAACAUUUGAAUGCCUCCAUGAAUAAAAUCGGUCACCUGUCUCAGCUGCCCAUCAAGAUCACAACACUGAAACUGGCAAACAACAAAUUCAGUCAGGUUCCAGCAAGCGUCCUGGACCUCCCAGUUUUGAGGUCUUUAGACAUGCGGGCCAACACCAUUGAUUUCCUGCCUGGGCCGAGCCUCUGGGCGUCCAGCAACAUUCGAGAACUUAUUUUUAGUCAGAACUGCAUCCAGAGCCUGGAUCUGAGUGGACCUGUUUACAGAUGGGCCAGACUGGAGAAACUCCACCUGAGUGACAACAAACUCUCAGAGGUUCCUGCACAGAUUGGGUUAUUGGACGGCCUCACUUCUCUGGAUGUGAGUCACAACUCAGGCCUGCGGUCCUUCCCUGAUGAGAUGGGAAAGCUGAGCAAACUUUGGGACCUGCCGCUGGACGGCCUGCGGCUGCAGCUGGACUUCAAACUCAUCGGCAACAAAACCAAAGACAUAAUCAGGUCCCUGCAGCAGCGACUAAAGAAGGCGGUGCCGUAUCACAGAAUGAAGCUCAUAGUGGUGGGGAAUCCCAGCAGCGGGAAGACCACGCUGAUCCAUCAACUGAUGAAGCAGAAGCGCCAGUUGAACUCAAAUCAGAAUGCUGCAGGCAUUAACGUCUUAGACUGGACCAUCAAGGACCGGGAUAAGAAGAAAAUGGUGCUGAAUGUUUGGGACUUCACAGGGGGGGAAGAGUUCAGUGGCUCCCAUCUUCACUUCCUCACUUCCAGGGCUGUCUACUUGGUGGUGUACAACCUCAGUAAAGGAUCCAGUCAGGUGGAUGCUCUCAAACCCUGGCUCUUCACUAUUAAGGCGGUAGCACCGCUGUCUCCGGUCAUCCUCGUGGGCACUCAUGCAGACGUGAGCGAUGAGCUGCACUUCCAGGACUGUCUGAAGAAAACCAGGGCAGAGCUGCUGAACCACCAGGGCUUUCCAGCAAUCAGGGAUCAUCACAUGGGCUACUUCUGUGAGGACUCCGACUCCAUUGCCAAUCUCCGCAAGGCUAUCACAAGGGAGGUCACCAGCUUUAAGAUCCAAGGCCAGCUUGUCAUGGGCCAGCUGGUACCAGACAGCUAUGUGGAGCUGGAGCGUAGAGUUCUUCUGGAGAGGACCAGAAUCUCGCCAGAGUUCCCCGUCCUCAGGCGCUACCAGCUCCUCCAGCUCAUCCAGGAGUGUCAGCUGCAGCUGGAGGAGGCGGAGCUUCCUCACGCCGUUCAUUUCCUCAGUGAAGUCGGGAUCUUGCUGCACUUUAAUGAUCCUGGACUCCGCCUUCAAGAGCUCUACUUUAUCGACCCGCAGUGGCUGUGCAACAUCCUCUCUCAGAAACUGACUUUAAAGAGCUGCGGUCUCCGGGAGCAACCCAAAGGAAUUGUUCAGCGCUCUGUGAUGGAGAAGUUUCUCUCCGAGAGCAAAUGUUUCCCAAAGAGCCACCUGGUGCAGUUUGUCAAACUGUUGGAGAAGUUCCAGAUUGCUCUUCCUUUAGGUGAGGACCAACUGCUGGUACCUAGCAGUUUGUCCAAGCACAGACCGGUCAUAGAGCUGCCUCACUGUGAGAACUCCGAGGUUAUUGUGCGUUUCUAUGAGAUGCCAUACUUUCCCAUGGAUUACUGGUCUCGUCAGAUCUGCCGGCUUCUGGAGGUGUCCUCAUAUUUGCUUUGUGGACAAGACAAAAUGCUGCGACCCAACCGGAUCUACUGGAGGAGAGGCGUCUACCUGAACUGGUGUCCUGAAGCAUAUUGUCUGGUGGAAGCUGCUUCAGAGGAGGGAAGUCCCUCAAGCUUCGUCAAAAUAACUGUUCCCAUGUCGCGAAAAGGCCGGGUGUUACUGGGUCAGGUUGUGGAUCACACCGACUCCGUGCUGGAGGAAUGGUUUCCUGGUCUGCUCAACACUGACAUGCACGGCAACGGAGAGGCUCUGAUAAAGAGGUGGGCGGUGUACAGCUUCCAUGACGGACAACAGCCCAGCAAGAUUCUGCUGGAGGAUCUUUUCAGAUACUCCGAUAAUGAUUUUCUGCUGGUGAACCCAGAGGAUCCAGGUUGCACAGUUCCCAUCUCACUGAUCGCCCCGGACCUGGUGCUGAGUGACCAGCCGGCAGGAACAAUGCUGGACCGUGAGGAGCUGGAAGUAGACCUGUCCAAAGAGAGCAGGCUGGGGGAUGGAGGGUUUGGAACAGUUUAUCGUGGCGUCUACAAAAAUGAAGACGUUGCUGUGAAAAUUUUCAACAAACAUGCGUCAGAGCUUUAUGUCUACAGGCUGCUGAGACAGGAGCUGGCGGUGUUGGGUCGCCUCCGACACCCCAGCCUGGUGGGCCUGCUGGCAGCUGGCUCGGCCCCUCAGGUCCUGGUGAUGGAGCUGGCCCUGCGAGGCUCUCUGGAUGCCCUCUUCGAACACCAGAACGGCAGCCUCAGCCGAAAGCUGCAGCACAGGAUCUCCCUGCAGGUGGCAGACGGACUCAGGUACCUUCACUCCGCCAUGAUCAUCUAUCGGGAUUUAAAGCCUCACAACGUCCUGCUGUUCAACUUGAAGACCGACUCUGAGAUCAUCGUCAAAAUCACAGACUACGGCAUCGCCCAGUACUGCUGCAGCAUGGGAGUGAGGAGCUCCGAGGGCACGCCAGGUUUCCGAGCACCGGAAGUGGCUCGCGGCAACGCAGUCUACAACCAGCAGGCAGACGUGUUCUCAUUGGGUCUGCUGCUCUACGACCUUCUGACCUGCGGCGAGAGAAUCUCAGACGGCAUGAAGUUUCCCAGCGAGUUUGAUGAAGUCGCAGUUCAAGGAAAUCUUCCAGAUCCGGUCCAGCAUUACGGGUGCUCACCGUGGCCCGGCUUUCAGGCUCUAAUGAAGGACUGUCUGAAGGAAAACCCACAGGACAGACCCACUUCUGCUCAGGUGUUUGACCGGCUGAAUUCAGGGGGAAUGCUGUGUCUCAUGAUGGAGGUCAGGGACCCCCGGCUGCUGAGAGCCGAGUGCAUCACUGCAAGCUCCGGUAGCGGCGAGGGACCUGAAAGCAGCCACACGGCCUGGCUUGGUGGGGGCAGCAGCACGCAGAGGCGGGGCUUCGUCACUGCUGUGGGCCUUGACAACAGCACAGUCAUGACGCAGGAAGUGGACUCCAGCCCGGUCUUGUCCCUUGUGACGGUCCGGAUCCCAAACGAGGCCUGCCAUUGGCUGGUUGCCGGCACACAGUCGGGCUCCCUGCUGGUGAUCAGCACCGAAGACCUUUCCUCAUGGCACUACCUGCAGGGUGUCACUGAUGCCGUCACCUCCUUAUACUUCCACGCUCAGCCUUGUUGCACCCAAAGAAAAAGCUACUUGCUGGUUGGGACAGCAGAUGGGAUUCUCAGUGUUUAUGAGGACUCUGUGCUCCCGCAAACAAACGGGAGGCCCGUCAAAACCCUCACCGUGGGAAACGUCAACACGCCGCUCAUGUGUUUGGGCCCGUCUCUGCACUCUGCCGACUCCAGAACUCUGUGGGCCGGCUGUGGAACCAACAUCCUGUCCUUUUCUGUGGACUACGACGUCUCCAGGUCCAUCGACACCAGACCCAACGGUGUCCUGCAGCAGCAGCCGCCUCUGAGUGGCGAGGCGUGUGUGUCUCGCAUGGUUGUGGACAAAAACGUGUACCUGAGUAAAGCCGGAGCGUCGACCGUUGAAGUUUGGGAUAAGAGGAGUGAGAGGCUGAUGGAGUGCAUCGACUGUUGUCACAUCAUUCGGCAGGACUCGGGCGGCAGACGCGGGCCGGGCGGACGAGCGGAACGCCCCUCUGACGCCCCGCCCCCCUGGGCCAUAGUGAAGGCUCUGCUGCUGCAAAGCAAUGCAGCUCUCUGGAUCGGCACUAGGGGGGGCCAUUUGCUGCUGCUGGAGCUCCCCAAACACCAGCCUCUGUGGGUCGCGGCGCUCGGCUGCGACUCGGUCCGCUCCAUCACCUCUGCGUUCAUACAGCCGCUGAUCUGGAAGAAUGUGGUGCUGGUUUUGGGACGGAGACUCCCACAAGACAAGAAUGAGGAGUCUGUGCUGAUGGUGUGGAGCAGCAAGCUGCCGGCGGAGGUCAGAGACCUGAAGAAGCACUGUGAGAAGAGGGAGCGCACCGCAGUGAGAAUGAGAGAGCAGCUCCACCAAUCCUGAGCCUGCAGAAGAGUCGACCAAAAGGGAUAAACUGUCCAGAGCAUCGGCGCGCCUCCGUUUCCCAAGAAAGAGGACGUUUUGGACAAAAAGCACUUUUUCCACACGUAGAUCCCGAAAUCCAAGCACUAAGGAGAAAAACUCCAAUCAGCUCCAACUCAAUCUAGAAACUCUUGUUAUUUUAGCUUGAUGACAAUCAGCGCAUGUUUCCAAUGUGACACUUUGGUAAAAGGGACACGUGGUCAAAGCUGACGCCUGAACCGCAAUGCUGACCCUUCAGAAAGUGAGCCCAGAAAGAAAGCAAAAUGAAAACUCCAAUAUUUAUUCAUGUAUGUGUGUUUUUACCACGGAUCCUAGUCACUCCACAUGUGUGACGACACGUUUCCACAGCCAUCUGAACAGAACCAGUCAGGAAAAGCUAUUCCUUUUUGGUUCCCCAUAUUGGUUUACUGUUUUUUUUUGGCUUUUUUCAAAGUGAAAUAUUUUCAGGUAUUUCUAUUUAAACAAAAACAAAAAAAGCACUUUUGUAAAUUGUGUGAAAUAAACAAAAACUGAGCAGAGGGAAAAAUCCAUUGAAUUAAAACGAAGCAUGACUGAG